CACAAAGUCAACCUGGGCUACAUCGUCAAAGUGUAUGAAACAAAUGUCUUUUUGGUCUUAAUUUAAGGGUAGGUUAAGAUUUGGUUAAUGUUAGGGUUACAUUUUAAGAAGAGACAUUUUUUUUUAAAUAGGCGGGGUUUAGGACUUUGUGACUGUGGUAACUAGUGACGACUUAUUCUCUUCUAAUGUCAGUCAGAGAAUGAUUUUCUCUGCUCCGAAAUCUGCAGAAUAGAAAGCGUAUGUUGUCGGUUAGCCUGGAAGUAAACUCAACGAGCCUACCUUGUCAUGAGUGUUUUCUGUAGCUUACUCUCGAGAGGACUUCUCUGCGGACGGGCAACAUGUCGGUUUGUAACUGGACAGCAGGAUUUCAGCGGUGGCGUGCUGCGGAUGGCUCGGGCGGUUGGCUCGACCAGCCCUGUGAACCUAACCUAUGACGUGUUUGACGGGACAGGGGACGGCACCCCCCUGGUCUUCCUCCAUGGGCUGUUUGGCAGCAAGUCCAACUUCCACUCUAUAGCCAAGUCCCUGGUGCAGAGGACAGGCCGAAAGGUGCUGACGGUCGACGCCCGUAACCACGGUACCAGCACACACAGCACCGAUCUGACCUAUGAGGCGAUGACCAAUGACUUGACGCACUUGCUCGCCCAGCUGCACAUCGGGAAGUGCGUCCUGAUUGGCCACAGCAUGGGGGGCAAGGUCGCCAUGACUACGGCCCUGUCGCAGCCUGGCCUGGUGGAGAGGUUGGUGGUGGUGGACAUCAGUCCAGCCCAGACCACCACCCGUACCAACUUCCACUCCUACAUCCAGGCCAUGAAGGAUGUGAAGAUCUCUAGCGACAUCCCUCGCUCGACUGCCCGCCGCAUGGCCGAGGACCAGCUACGCAAACUGGUCAAGGAGCGCUCAGUGCGCCAGUUCCUGCUGACCAACCUGGUGGAGCAGAACGGACACUACGCCUGGAGAGUCAACCUGGACGCCAUUGCCGCGCACCUUGAUGACAUCAUGAGCUUCCCUACCUUCGAAACCACAUACGAGGGCCCCACCCUCUUCCUGGGCGGAGCCAGUUCUGCCUACAUCAGUUCUGAGGACUAUCCAGAGAUCCAGCGGUUGUUCCCCUGUGCAGACAUCCAGUACAUCCCAGACGCCAGCCACUGGAUCCACGCAGACAAACCCCUGGACUUCAUCAGCUCCAUCAGCUCCUUCCUGCAGCCCUAACCUACCCUGCUCACCCACCACCACCUAAUUACUAACCCUACCCUGCUCCAACCCUGCUCACCCACCACCACCUAAUUACUAACCCUACCCUGCUCCAACCCUGCUCACCCACCACCACCUAAUUACUAACCCUACCCUCCUCCAACCCUGUUCACCCACCACCACCUAAUUACUAACCCUACCCUCCUCCAACCCUGUUCACCCACCACCACCUAAUUACUAACCCUACCCUGCUCCAACCCUGUUCACCCACCACCACCUAAUUACUAACCCUACCCUGCUCCAACCCUCACCACCUAAUUACAGGACAACCACUGGCCUUUAACAUUAUUCACACUAAUAUGGCACAGCACAAAGCCACUAUUAUCCAAUGGCGGAAAAGAUCAAGCUCCAAAGGGCAUUCUGUGUUGCGAAGGCUCUGAGGGUGUCUGUCACUGCUGUUGCCUAUACUCAUCAAAGUUCAAAUAAUUGUUUGACCUUUCCAACGUAUGUGCGUGGUGUUCUCGCUGUGAGCAAAACGCCUUGUGCGAAUAAUGUGAAAGGCCUGUUAGGCUCCGCCCACUCACACUGUGGUCCACCUCUUCAAAUAGCCAGUAGGUAGAGCUUCAAACCAGAGGAGGCACAGCCAUCUUAGUAGACAAUGCUAAUAUUGCUAACCCUGGACCAAACUCACUCUUUCUUUCCAUGCUGUUUAUCUUGCGCUUAAAGGAGCUGUAUAGAAUGGAAUGUAUGGAAAAUGCCCUUAAUAUAUCUAUAGUAAUAGUGGAAUGAUAGUGUUUCAUCAUUUUCCUUCCCCAAGAAAGGUUAUUGGGCUCAAACAAAAUUGCAUUCUAAUGGUGCAGCCUUCUUAUUGGUCAACAAAAGACGGACCUUCUCUUGUGAAAUUGACAACGAGUUACAUAUAGCUCCUUUAACCGCCAUAUUGUAAUACAAUCAAGGAUUUGUGUAAAUGUAUUACCGUACUUAAUAGAUAUGUAAAUAGUAAGACAAGUAGGUAGUUGGGUAGUCAGAGGUUGAGAUUAUAUUUAAAGUAGAUAGAUUGACAGUUUGUUUUUAAAUGAGGGAGUUGUUUUAGGAAUGAGUUACUAAUCCAAAGAUCCUCUCGUCAUUGUUGCACAGUACCAUUCUACUCUAAUCAGGUUGAUGUAAAUCAGCAUUGAAGAAAGUCUUCGAGCCAGGUCUUAUAUAGUCUAGUCUGGACAUGUUCUGUAUGUAUCUGGCUACGUCUCAAAUGGCACCCUGUAUCCCAUAUAGUGCACUAGUUAAAGAUGCACUAUGCGGAAACUGCUGUGCCAUUUCCUGGUUUCAAAAAUUCUAAUAGUUUGCCUAAUUUCAGUUUGUGACAAACAGGAAAGUAUAGUGUAGAGAAUCAUUGUACCAUCUAAACUGCUGUGAAAUAUCUUUUCCAUAACCUAAAAUAUUGUAUUUGUUAGCUGUUUGAAACUGGUGUACAAAUCUGAAAGUAAAAGAUGCAAAAAUGUAACUUAAGCACGGGAAGCAUAGAAAUAGUGCACAUAGAACAGAUCUACCACUUCUUAGGCUUGCUUUCAAUGAGAAUGACAGAUCUAACAUAUUUUUGUGAAUUUGGUCAGAUCGCCCAAAAAUGUACAUAUUGCAGCUUUAGAAGCAGUGCACUAUGUAGGGAAUAGGGUGUCAUAACAGCCUUAAUAUAGUGCACUAUGUAGUCCAGGGAUGUCAAACUCAUUC
Molecule: messenger RNA, 2919 nt
Organism: Salvelinus namaycush (lake trout)
Lineage: Eukaryota; Metazoa; Chordata; Actinopteri; Salmoniformes; Salmonidae
Gene: abhd11
Product: abhydrolase domain containing 11
Exons: 6
Coding region: 286-1212 (308 amino acids)
Cellular component (GO): mitochondrion
Source: RefSeq, a predicted model, not a curated record